This is a messenger RNA of Plutella xylostella (diamondback moth), 3744 nucleotides long. RefSeq names its product zinc finger domain-containing protein striped (gene sr). NCBI's taxonomy places the organism in Eukaryota, Metazoa, Arthropoda, Insecta, Lepidoptera, Plutellidae. Gene Ontology annotation, molecular function: DNA-binding transcription factor activity, RNA polymerase II-specific; RNA polymerase II cis-regulatory region sequence-specific DNA binding. Gene Ontology annotation, biological process: regulation of transcription by RNA polymerase II. The record is from RefSeq and is a predicted model, not a curated record.
UGGACGGGCUCACCCGGCGCGGCGCGCGGUGGAGGCCGGGGGGCGGCGGGCGGUGGGCGCUGGGCGGAGCGGGCGGUGACGUCAGCCGAGGGGGGGGCGCCGCGGCCGCUGAUUGGCGGAGCCGCGCGCGCCACUACCGAAUAUGGGACCGCGAGUCCAUUGAUAAAAGUGAGGUGCGGGGUCGCGCGGCGUUAGUCCCAUUCGCACCGCCGGCGCGAGACGCCGUGUUCACGCUGGCGCUGUUUGUGAUACCGUUGGGCCCUUGGGCCGAGGAGCAGGUGGUGCCGGACGGCAUGGGCAUGGACGAGGGCGGGGGCACCCUGCUGUCGCUGGCGGACGUGGGGCUGAGCUUCGAGUGCGCGCUCAAGCCGGCGCCCGCGCCCGGCCAGCCCGGCGGCAUGCCGCCCGACCUCAACACCCCCGUCAGCACCGGCGACCUGGCCGCCUUCUUCCCCAACCUGCUGGAGCCGCCGCCCAUCUCAGGUUCCCUCACAAGCGAUGAGCUGUCGCUCGUGUGCUCGCCGCGGCGGCACAAGCACGAGUCGUCGCUGUCCCCGGGCGCGCGCGCCGAGGACGCCAGCAACGCGUCCAGCGCCAGCGCGUCUCUGUACGCAUCCGGCGGCGGCAAGCAGCCGUCCCCGCCGCUGCAGUGGCUGCUGCCGCCCGGGCCCGGCCCCGGACACGACAAGUACUUCACGCACGAGUACGAGGAGCGCGUCGACCUCAUGCAGGACUGCCCGCCCUGCUACCAGCCGCCGCACUGCGACUACCGCGCGCCCGCGCCGCCCGCCUGGGACGAGUACCAGGCUCCCCCCGCGCCCGGCCCCUCCGGCCUGCCCAAGCGCGACCCCUACCCCGCGCCGCCGCCCCCGCCGCCCGCGCCGCACCCCGACCGCCCCGUCGCGCUCGCCGAGUACAACCCCUCCACCAGCAAGGGCCACGAGAUCCUGUCCCAGGUGUACCAGCAGAGCGCGCAGCCGCUGCGCCUCGUGGCCGUCAAGCCGCGCAAGUACCCCAACCGGCCCAGCAAGACGCCCGUGCACGAGCGGCCCUACGCCUGCCCCGUGGAGGGCUGCGACCGCCGCUUCUCCCGCUCGGACGAGCUCACGCGCCACAUCCGCAUCCACACGGGGCAGAAGCCGUUCCAGUGCCGCAUCUGCAUGCGCUCCUUCAGCCGCUCGGACCACCUCACGACGCACGUGCGCACGCACACGGGCGAGAAGCCGUUCGCGUGCGAGGUGUGCGGCCGCAAGUUCGCGCGCUCCGACGAGAAGAAGCGGCACGCCAAGGUGCACCUGAAGCAGCGCAUGAAGCGCGAGCGCGGCGGCGACUUGUAGCCGGACGCCGCCCGCCGCCGCCGCGGGCCCGACGACCCGGGCGCGGGCGCCGGCGGGCAGGGCGCGCUCGUGCCGCUCCUCACUCACUGAACUCUCACGCACGUUGAAGUUAUCAAAUAAUUUCAUCGCAUAUAGGUGUAAAGGAUUGUCUUUAACGAAGCUUUAUUAACUCUACAUUUUGUAAAUUCAUUGAAAUUUAUAUAUAUCUUUUUAUACAUAUUUGUAAUUAUUACGGUAGGAGAUGAUCAGCUCGAUGUAUUUAAUUUAUUUAGAUAGGUUUAAAUGAAUGAAUCGACUGGGAUCAAAGUAGAUAUGAAGCGAAGGUGGCCUAAAUGUAUCGAGCGUGCGCGAGUGCGCUUGUCUGUAACGAAGUGGAGAUUUUACUAGUAUUAUAGGUUUAACGAGAGUCCGGACUAGCGUGACGCAGCAUCCACAUAUCGGAGACGGCCUCAGCGGACUGAGUCCAUGCAUUAUGUAUCCUCGAUCACGGACUGGUGAUAAAUACGUAAUGAGCCUAUUCGCUAGUUACUACUUAGGAAAUGUAUUGUACUAUAUUUAUAAUUAUUCUCGUACUUGACAAACUAACGUGAAAUUGUGCCAUUAAUUUAACUUAACGAUGUGCCACUGCACAGCUAGUGUACGGUACUCUAACUCGACUGCUGAAUAAGUGAUAUCUACUAUUAUUUUGUUUUAUAUUUCUAGUCGAAGGUAUGACAUGAGAACGUGUCGACUAUAUUUUCUUUAUUUUAAUGCAUAUUUCUGUAUACGUACAUUCUUAUUUAAUGUUUCGACUGUUUCACAAGUUCUUCUUGCUCAAAUAUUUUAAUUUAACAAAAUUUGCUCAAUCCUGCUUCUUACUACUUUGUCUUUGCAUUGAAUCUGCUUUCCCGACACUAACGCACUUCUUGUUAACCCUCCCAGUGGCAUAUAAUUUUUAACGUGCGUAUUAUAGACUAAUCUAGUGAAGAUAGCUAUUUACUUAUAGCGUUUAAAUAUGAUCUCUUAAUCAAUAUUAAUUAAUUUUCAAUUAUCGAAGGCCCUUUAUUUAUAAUACUCAUAAGUUUUGUAUAGAAAAUUGUAUACUUGUAAGUUAAAACCAUUUCACCAACAGGCUAUCCGUUCUUACAUCAUAGAUUCAUAGGUAAAUGUUCCACAUAUAUGUUAGUAACUAAGCUUCCCAGUUUUGUUCAGUAAAUAGUUGUUGUUUAUGUAUAAAAGUACAAAAUUUGUGCACAAAUAAGAAAAAAUGAUCAUAAGAUUCAUGUCACAAGAAUUUACUACAUUGCCUUCUUCUUUAAAUACAAUUGUUGUUUAAUUAGGAACUAGUUACAUAAAUAAUUGUUGUAUAGCGUCAUUUUCUAGACAAUUUAACUUCACCAUUGUAAAAGGACAGGAUUAUUACCGGAAAUGCAGUGAUUUACACUAAACAACAGGGUUGGCCAUUCAAAACUUUUUUCGGUCGUUAUGAAUUUAGGAUUAUCUGACAAUAAUAUUACUAACUCUUGCGCAUACUUCUGUAACUGUGAAAAAGUGGUUCUUCACUUCAACUUGUUUGACUCUUUCAGGGCAUUACGUUAGGCUGUGCCAUAUUAAGCUUUGAAUGGCAUUUUUGAUGAUGCAAGUGCCAUGUUAACAGUGUUACUGUAAUAGUUGCCAAUGUCCACAUAGGGAGAGGCCACUCGGCCCGCGGGUCUCAGUCGACACUAGUGGUCGAGUGUCGCCCGACAGAGCACAAACCACUUGCACUUUUUAUGAAUCAUGUUGCACGAAGGUUCAUAUUGUUAUAGGCGAGACGUGGUCUCGGGUAGGCAAGGCUAGCUUAGAUAGGUAUAACUAAAGCGUUUAAAUUCAUGUUCGUCAAACGAGUGACAAAUGUAACGAAGAAGACUAAAUUCUUACACAUUUUACGUAAAUUUUGCAUCGCGUUAAAGUUAUUGAUAUGGUGUUUGUAUAAAAGUUGACUUGGCCAUUGUUUGUUACCUAUAGCUAGACACUAUUGUUGAGUCAUUGCGGCGGCGAGGUGUAGAAUGCACUGCAUCGGAUACCUUCAUAUUAUUGUAGCUCAUCUCUUAGACUAUUUGAGAAGGGCGCUUCUUCUUAUACUUUUAAGGUGUUCGCUAUGUAAGAAUCAAAUCGAAUUCUUUACGAAUUUUGUGUACCUACCUAUUGGUUAAUUCAAAAGCCGUCGUAUGUAUUUUCACCUUGUGAAAGAUGUUAUUGAUGUUCUAAGAUAGUUGUAAGUAUUUAGGUAUUGUUAAAUCUCACUAAUUUUUACUAAAUUCUAUUUAAUAUAUUUGUAAAUACACUCUGACUAAAUUUGGAUUUAAUGUGUAUAUAAGAGAAAGAGAAUUUUUAUUUAAUUAUGAAACCACCUAAGGUGCAAAAAUACAAAUUGUUGAAAAAUUUA